Lytechinus pictus (painted urchin) is the source of this 5873-nucleotide messenger RNA. Its product is annotated as solute carrier family 40 protein member 1-like. Gene Ontology annotation, molecular function: iron ion transmembrane transporter activity. The transcript has 11 exons. Gene Ontology annotation, biological process: iron ion transmembrane transport. NCBI's taxonomy places the organism in Eukaryota, Metazoa, Echinodermata, Echinoidea, Temnopleuroida, Toxopneustidae. The coding region runs from base 280 to 2436 and encodes 718 amino acids. Gene Ontology annotation, cellular component: membrane. The record is from RefSeq and is a predicted model, not a curated record.
GAAAUAAGACAACGUCAACAAAGCAGCUUUAUGAUCUCGGUACAGCUGCCAGCGCCGAGAAUUUAGCGGAAGAUUGCUUUGUCUCGCGGCCAGUCGAGCCGCGCUAGUUGGCUAGCAGCAACUGCUAUUUAUUGGCGGAGUAGCGGUCGCGGAGCUGAGAAAGGUUGCCUGAACUUGAAGCCAGAAAAGGACUGGACACAAAGGACCACUCGACUUUCUAGAAAUGAUUAGCUGAUUGGUAUCAACCACAACCGCUAAACUAGAGGCCCAAUAACAAAGAUGGCUAGUAAGGGAUAUGAGAAAUUCAGUGACGAUGAAGAGGAGGAAGUGGAAGUGUCUGGAAACACCCCUGCAGAGUCGCCCUCGUCCCCAGCGGUCCUUCAAGAAGUCCAUCAGGUCGAUCCCUCGGCAGCGUCGGAUCAGCGUGAUCCACAGCCAGACUUGGAUCUCAAUCUGAAUGUCGUUACAGGAAUGGAUGAAGAAGCUGGAGGUAGUGGUGGAGGAGAAGGUGGUGGCAAUGGUGAUCUAUCAACUGAGUCAAGAUCUUCCAGAUGGACAUAUGCAGCCUUCUACCGAUGGGUAACAAGCAAUGCUGUGAUGCUUUAUAUCAGCCAAUUCUUAUCUGCAUGGGGUGAUCGUAUGUGGAGCUUCACCGUUGCCCUGUACCUUGUAGAGAUCCAGGAGCAGUCCCUCCGCUUGACGGCCAUCUAUGGACUAUGUAUUUCUGCUUCGUCUCUCAUCUUUGGCGCUGCCGUUGGGAAAUGGGUCGAUAGGACACCAAGAUUGAGAGCUGCCCGAACAUCCCUGAUCAUCCAGAACAGUUGUGUCCUGGUCAACGCCUGUCUCCUGUGCACAGUACUCCUCUUACAGUCGGACAUCCUGAAGAUCUGGAACGGUGGCCUUUACAUCAUCUGUCAACUGAUCAUCAUCGUCCUGGGGACCUUGGCAUCUCUGGCCAGUCUGGCAGAAUCCAUCUGUAUUCAGAAGGAUUGGGUGGUCGUUGUGGCCGGAGGUGACAAGGAGGUCCUUGCCGUAAUGAAUGCCAACAUGCGUCGUAUCGACCUGAUCAGUAACAUCCUUGCUCCCAUUGCCGUUGGUGCCAUCAUGACCUCAUCGAUGCUGGUAGGCGGUAUCUUUGUGGCAUCGUGGAACGCCGUUUCCAUGGUGAUCGAGUAUUGGAAUCUUUGGAGAGUGUACAGGAACGUACCCGAGUUGGCUUUCAAAGGAGGUGUGGACUGCACAGAUGAAGCUGUUCCUGAGCAGGAGGUCACGAGCCAGUACUCUGAAAUGGGUGAGCCAGCCAUCGAAGAGCGAGACCAGAACAGUAACCCUGUGGGUGAUAUCCAGGUAUCAAGGGAUAACUAUGAGUUAGAGAGCAGGAAGGUGGAAUCUACGGAGGCACCGGGACCCGUUGCGCCAUCGACGCAAGCAUCCCAGGCAACUACCCCGACCUCAAGGAUUACCGAUGAUGGGGAAAGAGAUUUUACCGAGAUACCGGUCACUCCUACGUCAGCACCUCCUGCGUCAUCUCAUCCAUCGUCAGCUACCACGGCAACGAAGGAGGGCGGAUGCUGUGGUAGAGUGACAAGACAGUUGAAGUAUAUGUUUGAAGGCUGGAAGGUGUACAAGUCCUACGUGGAGUUUUGGGCAGGUCUUGGUCUAGCUUUCCUCUACAUGACCGUACUGGGCUUUGAUUCUAUCACCCUUGGGUAUGGCUACUCUCAAGGAAUGCCUGAGUAUGCCAUGGGAAUCCUACAAGCUCUUGGAUCCAUUACAGGUAUCUUUGGAACGAUGCUCUACCCUGUCAUGAGGAGUAGAAUUGGACUGGAGAGGGCUGGACUCUACUCCCUAGGCAUUCAGAUAUCUUUUCUCAUGCUAUGUGUCGGGUCACUGUGGGCUCCAGGAUCGCCUUUCAUCUACGACUAUGGCAACAGCACCGUUGAUGCAAGCCAGAGCAGUCCUCCAACGCUGUCCGUGAUGACCCGACAGGUCGGAGUGAUGGCGCCGCCACCUGUUGGUCUGAGCACAACCGAGGCUCCGGACCUGUCAAGGGUGCAGUGUAAAUACACAGGUUCCGACGAGCAGCAGACGUCUCUCGCCUCGGCCAUCAUACUCUUCACAGGGAUCGUCAUGUCAAGGAUUGGCCUGUGGGCAUUUGACCUCGUCACCACCCAGCUGAUACAGGAGAACGUUGUCGAGACGGAGAGAGGCGUUUUCAACGGCGUACAGAGGGCGCUCGAAUGCUGUUUCGACAUGAUCCACUUCACCCUCGUCAUCGUUCUUCCAUGUCCCGAGACUUUUGGAUACCUGGUCAUAACGUCCAUUCUGUUCGUCUCCAUCGGCGCAUGCAAUUACAUGGUGUACUCGUACAAGAGAAGAGGGCACCUGGUCCAUAUGGAAAAGAUUGCACCGUGUUUGAAGAACGGUCAUGUAUGAUGAUCAAUGCAACUUGUGGUAAUUAAGGCAUGAAUUUGAUCCUUAAAGUGGUUACAAAUUUUUUUUCCUAAGGUUUAUUAUUCUGAAGGUUUGUGAGUCCAAAGAUUUGUAAAUUCAAAAAGGAAAUAAGGUUCGCUAUACUUAAGGUGAGACAUGGUAUACUUGUAGGCACCUUGUCCUUAUGGAAAAGAUUGCGCCAUGUUUGAAGAAUGGUCAUGUAUGAUGAAGCAACUCGGUUGCUAAGCAUGAAUUUUAUCCUUAAAGUGGUUACAAAUUGUUUUUACUAAGGUUUAUUAUUCUGAAGGUUUGUGAUUGUUACUCCGGAAAUGAAAUAAGGUUCGCUAUACUUGAGGUGAAACAUACUUGUACAAGAGAAGAGGGCACCUUGUCCAUGUGAAAAAGAUUGCGACGUGUUUGAAGAACAGUCAUGUAUGAUGAAGCAACUCGGUUGCUAAGCAUGAAUUUUAUCCUUAAAGUGGUUACAAAUUGUUUUUACUAAGGUUUAUUAUUCUGAAGGUUUGUGAUUGUUAUUCCGGAAAUGAAAUAAGGUUUGCUAUACUUGAGGUGAAACAUUGUAUACUUGUACAAGAGAAGAGGGCACCUGGUCCAUGUGAAAAAGAUUGCAUCGCAUCGUGUUUGAAGAAUGGUCAUGUAUGAUCAUGAAACUCAAUAAUGGUAAAGCAUGAAUUUUAUCUUUGAAAGUGGAAGAGCUCAUUCUGAGGAUGUUUAUUCCUAAGUGUGAACACUACAAAAGUAUAAUAUUUCAAAGAUUCUUUAAUCUGAAGGUUCGUUAUUAAAAAAAAAUUAAAUAAGGUUUGCUAUUCUGAAGAAUGGUUAAUCCAAAAAUGAAAGGUUUGAAAAUAAAGAAAGAUUUGUAUUGCUCAUUCAUUAAUUUUCUUAUUAAUAAACUUGUUCAAUUUUUGAACUGUCAAACCUCCGGAAUAAUUAAAAAUUAUUUCAUUUUCAUAAUAUGAACCUUCGGAAUAGAGUUCCGAAGUGUAACAUUAUUCAAUUGUCUUUUUUUGUAUUUUACCGUUUUUGAUACCAUAGUUCGGUUGAGCAUGGUGAAAAAAAAACCCAAACCCAAAUUUGGUGGAAUUUGGUCCAUGGGCCCCAAGAUAUGACCUCAUGAAUACACAAUUAGCCCCAUUGGAAUCAAUGUAUUAGACACCGUUCUCACUACGUUCCUAAAACUAGUUUAGUGGAAACUAGUUUAACGCAUAGUGAGAAUGUUCGAAGCGGUCUUUCAAACCAGUUCGGAUAACCACCUCGCGAUGUAGUUUUCAAGAUCGCUUCGCUUCGGUAAACUGGUUUUAGUGCAAGUGAGGACAACCGUUCUUUGGGAAGAGAUCUUUGCACAUUUUGAGCACGCUACUCCAGACAACAGGUGUAGAAUGCCUACGCUGCGGUUUCGAAUUUUGCGCGAAACGUGUCGCCCCACUGAGAGCGUUUCCAUAGCAACAAGAUCGUUUUACCUGAAGUGAUUUUGCAAACCUCUUUCGUGUGAUCGAGUUGGAACACUAGCAAAGCGAUCUUCCAAACUGGUUUCCUGAACCGGUUUCCAGUAAACUAGUUAUAGAAAGCGUAAUGAGAACGGUCUCUGAUUUGCCUGGUUCUGAAUGGUAGGAACCAGGCGUAUCAAAAACGCUGAAAUUCCCCCCCCAAAAAAAAAAUAAAAAUAAAUAAAUAAAAUUGUGACGUCAUCACUUCGGAACUCUGUAACAAACCUUAUUGUAUCGCUGUAUGACUGCACCGUUAGAAUAAUGCAAAAAAUGUUUGGCUUAAUGAACAUCUUGGUAUCUGUAAUUUGCAUUAUUUUGGAAUAACAAAUCUUCAGUAUUGGAAAAUGAGUAUGUAAGACCCUUUAAACAGCUACAGCUAUAUAGUACAGCUGUGUGGUAUGGUAAAAAUGGUACACCAUAUAUUGUUUUACAGUGAACUUCAUACCCACCUACAUGUAUUAUUUACAGCAGCCUGGAUAAUGCAUAUCUAUAUAUCCCGUAUAGGAAAAGGGGUGAUCUUUCAAAUACUGUUUAAUUGUGUAUUAUGAUCUUUGCUCAAGUUUAGCUUGUAAGCAUGCUAAGUGCCUGGUAAUUUAUAAAAUGAAAAAUGUCUUUCCAAUGAGAAUUAUAAAUUUAUAUUUUUGUAUUCUUGUAUAAAUGUGUGUUUUGAUAAAAUGUCUUCUGUAUGUACACCAAAGAAUAAGCGUGUACUAUUGGCAUUGUAUUUUUUUUUUUAAGAGGGUAAAAUUGCAAGUUAAUUAAAAACUACAAUUUCUUGAAAAAUAUUACUGUGCUAGGUGAUUUCAUCCUUUUUUUUUUCAGUGUGUUCAUAUAAGUUUUGUCUUUGGUUUUUAAGGUAAUGUUUGUUAAUUUUGAUAAGAUUUAAUAAUUCAGAAUUGACAUCGACAGCUUGUAUAAAUCUGGUCGGAUGUAUUUCAUCUUUUAUUUUCUAAGGUAAUGAAUAUACCAAUUCAUCUACAUUAUUUAAUGAAUCUAAAAAUUAAUUCAAUUCAUUGAAAGUUCCUAUUCAGACUUAGCUGUACAUAAUGUGUUUAUGUGUACGUCAUUUUUUUGUUUUAAAGGUAAUCAAUAUCUUAAUUUCUUACGAUUCCUUUAAUUUUAUGAAUAAAGAACUUCUCUGAGAACUAGUCUUCAUACUUAAUGACAGCAGCUGACAUGUGUUAAUAUAGAUACAUACGUGUGUACUUCAUUUUUAGUUCUUAAGAUAAUCAGUAUGUUGGAUGAUAUGAUACGCUGUCCAUGGUCGAGUUUCACAAAGCUGAGCAAUUGAUCAUAUGCUCACGUUUUCUGAUUGAUUGUACAUUGUAGUCAAUGCAUUCAAUAUCAAUAAUUUGUGUAACAAUCAAUGCUUGGUUUUGUGUUAUCGGGCCCUGGUGAGAGCAAAAAUAUGCCUUCUUCCGCUUUGAUGUUUCUCUGCAUGUCCUUUGAAGUUGUACAUGAAAGUGUCACAUACGUAAUUUGCAACACGUCUAAACAUGCCUUUAGUGUGUGUGUGUGUGUGUAUAUAUUUGAGUUUUGUCAGACAUGUAUCAAUCAGAUAUGAUUAUAUACGUCUGGGACCGACCUUUAACGUCACCAUCCGAAAGACGUGACCAGGGCUCGAACCUCUGCAUCAAUUUGUAACUUCCCCUCACAGCUUGGAUUACAGGCACACGCCACAACGCCCAGUUACAGCUACCUUGAGAUGGCGCUGUUGAUUUUGAAUCCAUCCUCUGUUACAUUUGUAUCCAUCCCAGUCAUCCAUCCCAUCUACUUAAGACAAAAAAAAAGAAUUAUAUCAAAGCUUUUUCUCUGAGUUUACCGUUCCAUUUGAUUUAUAUUUAUUUUAUGUUUUGUUUGUGCUUGUAUUGUGUUCAUAUAUUGAUGUAAAAGUAAUUGGAAAGCAAUUGAAUGUGCAAUAUAAUCUUGAAUGUC